Messenger RNA from Aplysia californica (California sea hare), 6110 nucleotides. RefSeq names its product cysteine-rich motor neuron 1 protein. Gene Ontology annotation, cellular component: extracellular region. Gene Ontology annotation, molecular function: serine-type endopeptidase inhibitor activity; protein binding. The record is from RefSeq and is a predicted model, not a curated record. Lineage: Eukaryota; Metazoa; Mollusca; Gastropoda; Aplysiida; Aplysiidae.
CUCCGUUCGUUUGGUGCAUGCGUCGCGCGCCGCCACGGCCGGAUGUGAACUGCGACACAGAUUCAAGAGGCCACAAGCGCACGAGUCUAUUUGUUUUUGUGAUAAGGCCGAAAGACGGACGGAGGUUGUUUCUCCCUCCCCCCUCCCUCUCACUGAGUGAGAUGUCGUCUCUCUCGCAUGGGCUAAGACCUCAGUCGAGCAUUUGCAAGGGUAGUUCAAACCGAGAGCUCGAGAUGCCAACACGAAAUCUACGUUGCACUUCGACAACUUUUCAGCGCUCGUUUCCCAAGUUAAAACAGCCCCUCACCUAACCCAGGUGCGACGCUCGGAGUUUGGGACCAGCAGUCAACCCAGGUCGAUAUUGUUUUGGUUCGUCAGCUGAUCGCGCGCUGCUCGACUUUGCGUGUGGAGAAAUAGUUGUUACUUGUACUUUCUUCACUUCGACUAGAAUUAUUUUUAUUUUUGUUGGAGUUCCCUUCUCUGGUGUAAUUACACAACUUAUUUUGCUCACGUGUGUGCUUGUGCUCUUCUAGUGUUGGAAACAUUAUCAUUGUUCGUCGUCGUCGUCUUCGUCGUCGUCGUUGUUAUCGCCUGCUCGGAGAUACAUUCAUAACCAACCCAUCACUCGGAAUCUUAUCGCAGCAUCUGCGUGAAGAGCCUGCUCAAGAUAACGCCACUCUGUUGUUGUCUCUUCGGAGAACUGCACCCACGCAGUGAACUUCGUAACGACACUACCGAACCAUCCUUCACGGUUCCAAGAAAGCAAAGAAGAAGGAAGCAAACAAGUAGAGAGAGGAAAAGUGUUCUGCCUUCAGGGCUGUCCUAUCUCUCUACGUGACGGGCAGGUGUAACAAGGUCCCUCUAUACUACAACCUCGGAGUCCAGAACUUUGGUCCUUUAUACCUAGGGCUCGCUUUGGGAGACCUGGGGUAUUGGUAUCGUGACGUCACGUGCGGCGUGGAGCGUCAGGACUUUUUUCCUUCUGUUUUCGUUUCGCAUCUCCUCGUCCUUCUCCUGGAGCAGUCACAACAAACAGAGAUCCGCUCGUCGGCAAACACGCUGCUCUGAUCCGUCCUAGCGACGACCAUCACGGCGCAACACUCCCACGACAGCAGCGCUGCAGAGUGGGUGGACAGAGGUACACAGAGCUAGACGCAACACUGACGCCGGGAGGGCGUGUGGAUUUUCCUAUUGCGAUCUCCCCAAGUCCGGAGAGAAACUGAGACCGUCUUGAACACAGAAUCGGUGUCGGGAAGGAAGGGAUUAUAAUACAGCCUUCUUCUGUUCACGGGAGUUGUCAGAAGGCAACGUUAACUGUAAAAUUAACCUGUAGGUACCUAACAACGCUGAAGAUACUUGACUACGCUGUGGAUAUAUUAUACAUACUCGACAGAGGCAGUGAUAGAAGCUGUGCCUUAGUCCCCCGAAAAAGAAAUCCCCUGUGGUUGUUAAGGAGGAGCAAGGCUCGACAUCGCUGAUAGAACCACAGGGACUCGAGGUCCAAUGACGGCUCCGGAAUGCGGCUGUCUAUAAGCCGGGUGGCGCUGCCACUCUCUUCCCAGCAAAGCCAUGCCCCUGACCACCUGUUGCCCCUCCACCACAACAGUCACUGCUGCCACAACAACAACAGCAGCAGCAGCCACUGCAGCCUCAGCAAAAGUGACAGAAGUUGCUGCAGCAACAGCAGCAACAGCAGCAACAGCAGCAACAGCAGCAACAGCAGAGGCGGCGGCUUGGGCAUGUCCACAGUGCAGAGAGCCGCCACCCUCGCUCUGGUCCUGGCCUCCCUGCUCAUGGCCUCUGACCCUCUCUUUGGCGGUACAGGAGCCGGCGUAGGCGCUCUCUCCUGCGCUGCCUGUGACCUUGAACUUUGUCCCAACACGACGGACUGUCCUGGAGGCCUGGUGCUGGACAUCUGUCACUGCUGUCACGUGUGUGCGCAUGUGCAGAAUGAGAGUUGCGGCGGACCUUUCGGUAUCCUGGGGAAAUGUGACCGGAAUUUACAUUGUUUCAUUCAGCCGAUUCCUGGAGAACCUAUCCGGGGCGACGAGGCUGGCAUCUGCGGUGAAAUCAAGGAGAUUGCGUGCAACGACACAGACUGCCCAGCAGUCUACGAGCAACAUCUCUGUCCAUCAGACUCUUAUCUCGUCAUCACCGAUCUCCGGAACCGCGACUUCGAAGACGCCGCUCAACUCUUUGACCUCGUUUACGACGACGACGACGACGACAACAACAGCAACGGCGAUGUCCACGGCAGCGACAACAACAACAAUAAAAAUCGGGACUUUUACGAUAAUAAUGACAGCGUCGCCCCAAGAGACAGCGAAAAGGAUAACAGCAGGAAGUCGAGGGAUUACUUAGAGAACGACAGUCUUUUGCUUCUCAACAGUAAAGACAACAGCAAUACUGCUGCUGCUGCUGAUGCUGCGGCUACUACUGUUGCUGCUGGCACUUCCGCCGACAUUGUUGACGACAACUACAGCGACGAGGAAGCGGAUGAUAACGUCGAUAAUGACGACGAGCUUGAGUUGUUGGACGCUGAGCCGACGUCGUAUUGCGUGUGUAACGUCAGCAAGUGCGAGGUGCCCACCUGUGCCGCCGGAUACACGAGACAGUUGGUCAAGAACGGCACGAGGAUGCCUGGCUCGUGUUGUGACGUAUACCAGUGCUGGAAACCCAUGGAUGCACGUGCCCCUCGGAGAGCGAGUGUGAGCCCGUCUGGUGUCCGGCCGGCUUCCAGGUCCAGGUCAUCUCUCGAGCCUCCAGACUCCCUGGCUCUUGCUGCGACCGAUUUCGCUGCGUCAACGGUUGUGUGUCGGACUCGGGUGACCUGUACAACAACUCAGCCGUGUGGAAAGAGAACGACUGCACCACCUGCACCUGCAGAGACGGACACGCUCAAUGCCAGGCAGAGAUGUGUGCCGUACACUGCACCAACCCACAAGCCGUGCCAGGCCAGUGCUGCCCCGUCUGCCCAGAGGAAGAAAAAACUGCCAGCCCUGAGGUAAAGAGCCUGUGCCCUAGCCUGGAGGGCUGCUCUCUCUCCUGCCCUCACGGCCUGCAGCAGUCAGACACUGGAUGCUUUCUCUGCCAGUGUAAACAAGAAAUAUGUACCUUGGACUGUCAGUACGGGCUGAAAUCGGAUGUGGAAGGCAAACAAAUCUGCGAGUGUAAAGGAGUAGACAGCCUGUGCUCUCACUGGGAGCAGAGCAAGUGUGAGAAGAAAUGCGAGUAUGGCUACAAGAGAGGCAGAGACGGUUGCCCCAAGUGCAAAUGCAAUAAAUGCCCCAUGUUCAACUGCACCAAGCGUUGUGUCCACGGACACAUUCUCAACGAUGAAGGCUGUGCCGUGUGCAAAUGUAAAGAGUUGCCAGUACUAGACCUGAUUAGCCCCAGCAAGUCGGAGAUUCUCAAAUCUGAUGGGAAAUCAUGCAUGUCUCGGCAUGGUGCUCGCCACAUCAAUGGCGAAUCGUGGAAUGAUGGAUGCCGCAUCUGCUACUGUCACAAUGGUGUUGAAAUGUGCUCCCUGAUUUCCUGUCCAGCCCCUCACUGCCCAAAUCCUGUGUUCAGAGUGGGCGACUGCUGCCCUUCUUGUCCAGGCCUGACCAUACUAUCUCCAAAUGGAGAGAAGGAAAUGUGCCAGUCUUCUCUUGGUCACUACUACGCAGAAGGAGAGACAUGGAAACUGGACGAGUGCACUCACUGCGUGUGCCACGGUGGGUCCAUCCUGUGUGAGACGCCCUCCUGUCCUCCAGUCCUCUGCCAUCAUCCUGUCAAACUGGAGAGCGAAUGUUGUGCUGUGUGCAAAGGCGAAGACCUCAGCCUCCUUCCCAGCUCCGCCUUCCGCCAGCACUGCCGGUCCAGCACUGGGAUGCUGUACAAGCAUGGGGAAUCCUGGCAGUCAACGCCGUGCCAGAGCUGUGUUUGCCAAGACGGACAGAUCCACUGCUACAACCAGAUGUGCCCUCUAGUCACCUGCAAGAAGACAUUCCUCCGCAAGGGACAGUGCUGCCCCACUUGUGCUGAAAUGGACAAACCCAAAGUCUGCACCUCCAACGGCAUAAUGUUUGAUGAGGGAGAGAAAUGGGAAGGAGAUAACUGCACUCAGUGCGUGUGUCUUGACGGCAAGACAGAGUGCUUCCCCUUGACAUGCCCAUCCCUUCAUUGUACCGUUCUCGUUAGAAGGAAGGGUGGAUGCUGCCCAGAAUGUUACGAUUUGUCCAAGCUUACUUCUCACAGUUCUGACUCGAGAGGUUCUGGACACAUCAAUAUCACAGGAUCCCCCCUUGACGAAUCUCAGGAGGAGGAGGCAAACAUCAUUGGGUACACAGUGAUGGGAGUUCUUCUGGUGAUUUUAGUAGUUGCUGUUGUGAUCCUCGUCUUCUGCUUAAUGAGAAGAAACCAAAAGUCCAAGUUCAAAAUGAGGCCGAAAUCAAUUAUCUUGGAGCUUCAGGGCCAGAUGCCCUUCCUCCCAGACAGCCAACCAAAGACAGUUAAAACAGACAAACAAUAUUUAGAAAAAUUUUGCUCCGGCAUUGCUUCUGAAAAAGGAAAAGGCGACCGGGCCAGCAAUCCAUACACUGAGAUGGUUUUUGUGGACCAAAACAAAGAAACCAUGGCAAAUGGACAUUUUCUGGCAAUGAAAACGUGAGCUCAUGCCCAGGCCAAAGUAUACUGAAUGAAUCUGAGCGGAAGCCCAAAUGUGUUUUGUGCCGGAGGCUUGAGGACAGACAAAGUUUCAGAGCCAACAUGGCCUAGUGUUCUGUUGAACCCUGUCACAGCCUGGCAAGGAGUUUUACAUUCCGUUCCAUGCAUCAUCUCACGCACAGUUUCCCAUUGCUGUCACAUCACUUCACCCUCGGCUCUGUUAAAACAUGUAACUGGCUUUUGUGACUGAAGUUCACAGUUCAGCACUGUUCAGAAUUGUGUUUUUAAGAAUGGCAAAUGUCUCUUAAACUGUUAUCUGACAGGAUUAUUCCAAAUUCUUCCGAAACACGUUGCUCAUGUCUGGCAGAAUGCUUUGAGGAACAUUUUUUUAUGUCACCUAACAGGCAGCGAUAUAUGAAAGCUCAAGAAAUUCCUUAACAGAUAACAGCUCACUAAAUCUGGAGAUAGCAGGCAAAUCUUUUUCCAACAACCUUCUUAAACAAUCCAUGCUUAUUUUACUGUAGAAACUACCUGCUAAUGCCAAAUAUUUUUUAAUCACUUUAUGAGAGAAACCAAAAAAAUCCUCACCUGAUUUUUCUGUAUGUACAAACAUAUCAUUUCUCAUUUCUUGAAGCAACGCUUGUCAUGAAUUUACUUGUGACGGGGAAUUUUGGCACAGGGUUGUAGGCUUCUAUAAGCAUGAGAAUCACUUAAUUUCUUUGACUCAUAAUUACUACUGAUCAUUUUCUCAUCAAUCAAAAUUAUUGCUCAUGAGAUGCAAAAGCAUUGCUACUUUAUACAUCAGCCAUCACUUUUGUCAAAUAUAUUAUACAUCUAUGUAUAUGUACAUGAAGUUUACCUUGUGAGGGUUUUGUUUCAUGCAUCGUUUAAGGACCUUCAUCAAUGCUAUUGUUUUUCAAUUCACUGUGCUUAUCAUUUUAUAACAGUUGGUAAAGUUAUACCAAUAAGUUCAUCCACAUCCAUGUAAGGUGUGCACAUGAUAUGACCUGUCCAAGUCAGAAGUUGUGCAGUGACGAUUUUUCUCCGUGAGAUUUUGACUUGUAAAGGGGUGAUGACAUGGCAGUUGGACAUGUUGACUGUGACAGUCACAUCAUGUGCGCACUCUUUACCCGCAUCCUGAAACCAGUCUCAUAAACUCGCUUAAUUCCUCAUCUUCUUCAGCCAGUCAAUGUUGUCUAGUUUUAAGGCCAUUUAUUCACCUGUUGUAACAGCAUUAUUGUAAGUUGUACCAGAUCAAAAGCCUAGAAUGUUAUCUGUAGGAGAUAAAUACCAUGACCAAGAUGUCUUUAUUGAUGUAUGUACCAUUUUUGUAUGAUUCUCCUUUUUGUAAACCUAUGUUAUAUCUUGACAGAUCAACGUGUUUGUUAUACCAAAGAUAGUACAUAACAAGAUGGGCCACUUCUCUCUUUGAGCCAAUUAAAAAAGUGUCCUCAAAAUUUGGU